CCUUGGAUCUCCUAAACCCUAACAUUAAUGAGAGAUGGAAAAUACCACCACCUUUCGCCUUUCUAUUUUGAGGAAUUCCACCCAACCCCCCAGCAGUUACGACUCAAAAGAAAAGCAGAUUCUUUAUAUUUUUUCCAUCAUAAUCUUCUCUUUGACCUUUCUGCUCGGGACUUCAGGCAAUGGACUGGUUAUCUGGAUUACAACUUUGAAGAUGAAGAAGACAGUCAACGUUAUGUGGCACUUAAAUUUAGCCACAUCUGAUUUUAUUUUCACCUUGUUCCUGCCUUUCACGAUUGCCAACACGGCCCUUAAUCAUCACUGGCCAUUAGGGAGGUACAUGUGCAAGUUAAACACCAUGCUCAUUAAUCUGAACUUGUAUGCUAGUGUCCUACAACUCACUGUUAUCAGUAUUGAUCGCUGUAUUUCCAUAGUUUACCCUGUGUGGUGUAGGAACCAUCGAACUCCCAGAUUGGCAUCUUUUGUUGUUCUAGCUAUAUGGAUCUUAGCUUUAGUUUUCAGUUCACCUUUCUUUAUAUUUCGAGAUACACACAGUUUUAAUACAAAAAAAACGUAUUGCAUUUAUAAGUUUGAUGGAGAUAAUCUAAGGUCCGAGGUGGCAUCAUCAAGAGAAAUGGGUUUAUUGGUCACACGAUUCAUCAUCACUUUUUUUAUCCCUUUCACCAUCAUUGUGUCAUGUUGCAUAAUAAUCAUGUUCCGUAUCCAAAGGAAUAACAUGGCUAAGACCAGUAAGCCCUUCAAGAUUAUUGUGGCUGUCAUCAUUUCCUUCUUUGUGUGUUGGUUUCCUUAUCAAGUUUUUGCCCUCCUGGCAAUGUCUGUAAAGCGCACCAAGGAUAAUUGCCUAAAACAUGUGAUAGCAGUUGGAUAUCCCUUAGCCAGGAGCCUGAUGUAUAUCAACAGCUGUAUUAAUCCUAUUCUCUAUGUCUUUGUGGGUCAAAAUUUCAAGGAAAAGUUUUGGAGGUCCAUUCAUUCUGUGUUUGAGAAUGCCUUUGUGGAAGAAUAUACCAAGUCAUAUUGUGGGGUUGAGAAUGUCAUAGUAGCAUCUUCAAAUGUUUGAUCAUCAGCAGAAUAAAUUUAGUACUGUCCAUGAUAAUUUUUUUUAUUUGCACUAA
Messenger RNA from Rana temporaria (common frog), 1130 nucleotides. RefSeq names its product chemokine-like receptor 1. Gene Ontology annotation, biological process: phospholipase C-activating G protein-coupled receptor signaling pathway; positive regulation of cytosolic calcium ion concentration; inflammatory response. Gene Ontology annotation, molecular function: G protein-coupled receptor activity; complement receptor activity. Gene Ontology annotation, cellular component: plasma membrane. Bases 35 to 1075 code for a protein of 346 amino acids. The transcript has a single exon. The record is from RefSeq and is a predicted model, not a curated record. Lineage: Eukaryota; Metazoa; Chordata; Amphibia; Anura; Ranidae.